AGAUGACAUCGUCCCUAGUCCGAAAAGGACAGGCGAAGGGGAAAACAAUACAUACACUUUUAACACAACGGAACAUCAUGUAGAGAGAAGACAACAGCUAAAACGAGUGGUUAUUCGUCAAAUAACGAUGUCAUCUUGCAAAUUCGUGGAUAUCAGGAAGCAUGGCAUAAAAACGGGAACUCUGUGGUUGGGUUUGAGCGGUUGGAGAAGCGAGACAGAAGUUAUUAUUAGUUGUAGUUUAUUUGAAUAGUUUAUGCCUCUGGACUGGACCUGCAGAAAAUUUCAUAACUCAAAAGUGCAACAGGUUGGAAGAUGGUGUCGUGGAUUAUAUCUAGGGUCAUCGUUCUUUUGUUUGGAACGCUGUAUCCUGCGUACUGCUCUUUUAAAGCUGUCAAAUCCAAGAAUGUCAAAGAAUAUGUGCGAUGGAUGAUGUACUGGAUUGUGUUUGCUCUUUACACAGUGGUGGAGACCAUCACAGACCUUUCUAUGGCUUGGUUUCCAGUUUACUACGAAUUAAAAAUGGCUUUCGUCUUUUGGUUGCUGUCUCCCUACACCAGAGGAGCCAGUGUCCUCUACAGGAAGUUCCUACACCCUAUGCUGGCAUCCAAGGAGAGGGAGAUUGAUGAAUAUAUUGUCCAGGCCAGAGAGAAAAGUUAUGAAACCAUGGUGAAUUUCGGACGUCAGGGCCUCACGAUCGCAGCUGCUGCUGCUGUCUCCGCUGCUGUGAAGGGACAGGGUGCCAUCAGUGAGCGUCUGAGGAGUUUCAGUAUUCCAGACCUGACGCAGUUCCCUUCUGAACAAUCAGCAUAUGCCAACCCCCGCCAACGGGCCCUCCAGCCUGCUAGUGCUGCUGAUUCUGAGCCAUAUAAACAAGCAGGGGAGGGGCAUGAGGAGGAAACAGAUGGAGUACUCUCCGAAGACGAGGCGUCGGUGCAGAAGGGUCUGCGCAGAUCUCAGAGUGUGAAACUCACCCGUGCCAAAGCAGCACGCAAAGAGCCUCGCUAUGGCUCUCUGAAGCUGAAACCCAGAAGGCGGCAAUUGAUUACAUCAUCCACUUAUGACCAUCCUUGAUUGCCCAAUACAAACUCACAGAUGGGAUCGGCAUCAAAACCGCAGUCUAAUCUUCAGUUUAAAACUGUUCAAGUUUAAUCCAAAAUUUUGGAUUAAUGCUAAUGCUCUUUCAAAGCAGCACUUAACACAAAACUACAACUACAAAUGGACUUACAGCAUGAACAGUGACUUUUAUUCGUUUAGUAGAUGCUUCUUCCAAAGUGAUUUACAUAUGUAAAAUACUACAAUACGAAUGACAAUGAUGCAGAAUGAUGAAUAGAGAAUAUUGCAUGCGGCUUUAUUUGUUCAGAAAAAAUACCAAAGACUAAUAUGAGUACAAGAAGACUAAGAAUGUACUAAAAAUCUAAUUUAAAAGUGGAUCUGAGCACAUCUGAUCUGUAACUUGACCUGGACCUGCCUUUGUAGAGACAUCUCCGCUUACGCAAAGCGUAGAAGCACAGAUAUCCCUGGUGUCCUCGCAUUCCCUUUACAGGGGCAGAUGUCAAAGUCAAAGGUUUCUGUAGCGUGCGCCUUUCAGUCUGUUUUCACAGUAAUGAAAUGGAGCAGAAAAAAUACUGACUAAAAAAGGAGCAUGCAUGUUAGUGGGUUUUUGUGUAUGUAUAGGUGUUUCAGCUUGUUAAUGUUUACAUUUCCAUAGUUUGCCCAGAAUGAAAGUUCUGUCAUCGUUAUUUACCUUCAUGUCUUUUCAAAUCCAUAUUCAUUUCUUUUUUCACUGGAAUGCAAAGGCAUAUUUUUGAAGAAUAUGCUGUGUGCUCUUUUCUAUAUAAUUAAAGUAAAUAGGGUUUCAACCUGUCAAUCAAGCUCCAAAAUGACAAAUAAAGCAGCAUAAAAGUAUCAUAAAAGUAAUCCAUUUGACUACAUAUAUUAUAAUACUGGGCGAUAUACUAGUUCAAACAGUAAACCAGUUUAUAUUACGCACAAGGUGUGGAUAAAAAAAAUAAUAAUAAAAAAACGGCAUGUCGGUACAAGUGUAAACAGAGUUCUGAAUUGAAAGGAGAUCUCUGUUAAAGGAUUACUCCAGUUUUAAAAUAAGAAUUUUCUGAUAAUUUACUCAUUUCCGUGUCAUCCAAGAUGUUCAUGUUUUUCUUUCUUCAGUCGCACAGAAAUUAUUUUUUUUUAAGGAAAACAUUCCAUGACUUUUCUCCAUAUAGUGGACUUCAAUGGUGCUCAACGGAUUGAGGGUUAAAAAUGCAGUUUCUCCCAAGGAAUAAGGGUCUUAUCUAGCAAAACUAUCAGUUAUUUUCUAAAAAAAUUUGUCAGUUUAUAUACUUUUUACCUCAAAUGCUCCUCUUGUCUAGCUCUGCGAUGCACAUGCGUACUCUGUGCACGCCGGUUCAAUAUAGUUAGGGUAUGUCAAAAAACUCCCAUCUCAUUUUCUUCUCCAAAUCAUCCUACAUCGUUGCAGAAGUACCUACCCAGUGUUUACAAAGUGAACGUGCAAAGAUCAAACGCUCUUUACAAAAAAAGGUUAAACAGCAAUGUAGGACGAUUACAUCGCAGAGCUACACAAGACAACCAUUUGUGGUUAAAAAGUGUAUACAUUUAUUUAAGAAAAUGACCAAUCUUUUUUGCUAGAAAAGACACUUAUUCCUCGGUUAGGAUCAUUUAGAGCCCUUUGAAGCUGAAAACUGCAAUUUUAACCUUUAAUCUGCUGAGCACCAUUGAAGUCCAUUAUAUGGAGAAAAAUCCUGGAAUAUUUUCCUCAAAAAGAAAGACAUGAAUAUCUUGGAUGACAUGGGGGUGAGUACAUUAUCAGGAUUUUUUUUUCUUUAAGUGGAAUAAUCGUUUAAUAGCAUACACUUCUGACUAAUGUUUGGAGAACUAUUAAUAACACACCACUAAUUAUUUAAGUGGUCAAAUAAAUCAACUAUAAACGGCCAUUAACAGAAGCCAGAGACGAAGAGAAAACGAGAGCCAGAGAAGAGGAGAAAAUCCUAGCAGGCAGAUCAAAAUCCAUUCACAAUGCAUGAAAUAUUAGAUAAAAAUCCUAAAUAAUUUUUCUAGUAUCUAGUAUUAAUCUUACCUCCAUAUACUACAUAUUGAUAUAGUAUUUAAAAAUGCAGAGCUGUUUUGUUUACAUUAGUAUCCUAGAACUCUUUCUAUCGCUGCUGUUCCAUAAGCGCCACCUGCUGUCAAAGAGCGAAUUUGCGCCUCAUUUAGCCCGCCUGCUGUUUGUUUUGUGCAGAUGUUUUAUUACUUAGCAUAAUUUCACAAAGCUAAGGUCAGACCAUUCUGUUUUUGCUUUACAUUUUGAAACUAUACAAUCUAAUUUACAUUAAAAACUGCUCAUACUAUAAUGUAGCAUGUUUGUUUGGAUCGUGGUUCAAAUGCAGUGGUUCUGGAACUGUUGCAUGCAGUCUGAUUCACAUAAAGGCUCAGUCAAGCGCAAACCGUGAUAAACCAUAAAACCGCCAGAAUCUUUAAAAAACAUGAUACAGAUUUUUGGUCAAACUGCCCGGCACUAAUUAUACUACAUAAUCAUUUUUUCAAAGUUCUAAAUCAGGUUUUUUGGACUAAGUUUUAUCCUGUGUCAGAUGGGUUUGGAUUGACUACUGUAAAAUUCAGAAAGCUUUUUUUUUUUUUGUUAAGUUCAGUAUCAGUGUGAAGUUAACAGUUAUUUAUUCAUAAUCUUCCCUGAAAUUCUAAAAUAGACUACUAAAAUUUCAGAAACUGUAUGAAUUUUACACCAAACACCAUUACUUCAUUUUAGAACUACAGUAAAGGAAGAUUUUCAGUAAAUGUUAAUGUUCCAAAUAAGUCAUACAGGUUUGGAAUGACAUGAAAAUUAGAUUAGCACAUAAUUUUUUUUCCUGCAUUUCUGGGUGAACUAUUCCUUUAACUUUUAAUUCUGUCAUGGGAUUCUCUAACUGUAAUCAUAAAUUGUUGUUUUUAAGUAACAGUAUUUGUAAAAAUCAGUUUCCAAAUACAUUUCUUAAGUUUGAAUGUCUUAGGAUUGUGUUUUUUCAAAACAUUUUGUGCAAUCCGUUUUAGAGUGAUGUACGUUCAUUUUAAUCAUGUAUGUUUGUGUACUUAAUUUGUCAUUCUAAUGUUUUUCAGCCUAAUUUUAGUAACAAAAUGCACUAAUUAGCAUAACAUUUGACCAAAACACUCCAGCUUUAUCUUUGCAAAGCAUGACAAGAGAUUGAAUCUGACUAUUUGACAGAAGACAUUACUGUUUGUACUGUACAUUUGUAAACAGUGGGACGAUUUUUCCUUUUUUGAAUGUUUUGUGUUGGAGAGUUAAAUGUGUGGGAAAAGCCUGUAAGCAUUUGGUUUGUUAGUGUGAUUUGUUCGAUAGAUGAAACCUGUUGAUUAGCGAUAUGUAUACAGAUGUGUGACCAACAGCUGUUUUGAAUGUGUUAGGAUCUGAAUCUAAUCCAGGAAUAUUUAGAAAGGCCUGGAAAAGUCAUAAAAACGUGGAAAAUGUGAGGGAAAGGUGGAAAUUUGUUUUAUGAAAAUAUAUUUUUCUUGGUUUCUCUGCUUUAAGAUAUUUCAUGGGCUAGAUAUUGCUCUAUAUGAGUGCUGCAAAGUCGGAAUGAAACAUCAGUCUGUCUUUUGAGUGUCUCCUUGGAGACAAGACUAAUAAAACACUAAAUAUA
Molecule: messenger RNA, 4670 nt
Organism: Labeo rohita (rohu)
Lineage: Eukaryota; Metazoa; Chordata; Actinopteri; Cypriniformes; Cyprinidae
Gene: reep3a
Product: receptor accessory protein 3a
Exons: 8
Coding region: 313-1071 (252 amino acids)
Biological process (GO): endoplasmic reticulum tubular network organization
Cellular component (GO): endoplasmic reticulum tubular network; endoplasmic reticulum membrane; cytoplasmic microtubule
Molecular function (GO): microtubule binding
Source: RefSeq, a predicted model, not a curated record